UAAUGCAUUCGAUCAUUAGCACACAUAGACAUUGCUUUAAAAAUUGUGUACGCUAGUUGCUUUGCUUUGAGCUAGAAUUUAAGUUUUUGGGGUUUAUAUACCUCGUUUGCGUGCGGAAUUGACUGGAUUAAGUGAAAAUUGUUUGUGUUUAUUGUAAUUGGUAGCAGUUUCAAUCAGGAUGGGGAUAAAUUCGGUUUAUUUAUUCAUUUUUGGGGUUGUGUUUAUAAGCUUCGCCGUGCAAAUGGGAUUUGCGAUAAAAUGUUGGGAGUGUCGAUCGGACUCCGAUCCGAAAUGUUCCGACCCAUUCGACAAUAGUACACUGUCUAUAACGGACUGCAGGCAGGUUGAACCUAAGGAGCAUCUACCGGGAGUUAGAGCCACCAUGUGUCGUAAAAUUCGCCAAAAAGUUCAUGGCGAAUGGCGUUACUUCCGGAGCUGUGCAUUUAUGGGUGAACCCGGAAUAGAGGGAGACGAACGAUUUUGUCUGAUGCGAAGUGGAACCUAUAAUAUUUUCAUGGAAUAUUGCACGUGCAACAGCAAGGAUGGCUGCAACAGUGCUGCACAGUACACACCUCAUCUUCUAUACAUCCUCGGGGUUUCAAUACUCAGUUUCAUUUUUAAUUGUUUAUUUUAAGAAUGUAUUUUAAUCUCUACCGCUCGAAAUCAGAUAAGUAUUAACUGAUCUGAUUAGUAACAACAUAAGAGUUACUAAGACUAUCACAAUGAUAAAGUAAUACCUCUGUGCUUUACUGGAACUUUCCAUUACUAUGUGCCUUUCCACUGAAUAAUGUUUUAGCUGUAUGUUUUAUAUCUAAUUUAAACGUUUUGUGGAGCAGGAGAAAAAAUAAUUUAGCCUUAAGCAUAAUUUACAAGAAACUAUUCCGUCCCAAAACGAGUUUAGAUUUUUAAAUAAAUAUAAAUUUGCAUUUUAUUUUCAAGUACAAUAGAACUGUAAAUAUGUACUGUAGAGCAUUUUUAAAAGUGCUUAAUAAAGAUAGUUUUUUCAUACACA
Messenger RNA from Wyeomyia smithii (pitcher-plant mosquito), 1012 nucleotides. RefSeq lists its product as uncharacterized. The record is from RefSeq and is a predicted model, not a curated record. Lineage: Eukaryota; Metazoa; Arthropoda; Insecta; Diptera; Culicidae. Gene Ontology annotation, biological process: positive regulation of voltage-gated potassium channel activity; regulation of synaptic transmission, cholinergic; sleep. The transcript is spliced from 3 exons. Bases 179 to 634 code for a protein of 151 amino acids.